AUGUUCAGCAAAAAUUACAAGCUGGUCUGGAGAUCCCGAUCCGGAUUUGCGAAGAUAGCCAAAGAAGCAGGGGUUCCGGUGGUCCCGAUGUUCACGAGGAACAUCCAGCAUGGGUUGCUCCAACUCGAGUUCCUAAGAUCAGAAACCGUUCAACGAUGGUACGACUCAACGAGAUUCCCCAUCGUCUUACCCACAUUCUACCUCCCCGUGAAAAUGACGACCUAUCUGGGCAAGCCGCUUCUCUGCGGACCUGAUGAGGAGCCAGAGGCCUUCGCGCUAAGAUGUAAGAGGGCGAUCGAGGAUUUGCGGGAUGAGCACCAACCACCAGAGCAAACCUAUUGGGGUGCCCUCAUGGAGAGGCUUUGGUAG
This is a messenger RNA of Galendromus occidentalis (western predatory mite), 369 nucleotides long. Its product is annotated as transmembrane protein 68-like. The coding region runs from base 1 to 369 and encodes 122 amino acids. NCBI's taxonomy places the organism in Eukaryota, Metazoa, Arthropoda, Arachnida, Mesostigmata, Phytoseiidae. The record is from RefSeq and is a predicted model, not a curated record. Gene Ontology annotation, cellular component: membrane. The transcript is spliced from 4 exons.